Molecule: messenger RNA, 1446 nt
Organism: Nerophis lumbriciformis (worm pipefish)
Lineage: Eukaryota; Metazoa; Chordata; Actinopteri; Syngnathiformes; Syngnathidae
Source: RefSeq, a predicted model, not a curated record
AUGGAAGAACUGAGCGCCGUCGGCGAGCAGGUUUUCGACGCCGAAUGCAUCCUCAACAAAAGGCUGCGAAAGGGAAAGUUGGAGUUUCUGAUCAAGUGGAGAGGGUGGUCGUCCAAACACAACAGCUGGGAGCCCCAAGAGAACAUUCUUGAUCCCAGACUUCUGGCGGCCUUCAACAAGAAGGAACAAGAGAAGGAGCUUCUGAUCCGCAAACGUGGGAAAAGGCCCAGAGGACGACCGCGGAAAAUUCCCGAAAAUGUUCCCGAGGCCGCCAAGUCAAACAGCUCUUCAUCUGGAUCGUCAUCUUCAUCCUCUGAUUCCUCGUCUUCGUGUUCCUCAUCGUCUUCGUCCUCCUCAGAAGACGACGAAAACGACCGGCAAACGAGUCCCGGAGUCCGAACGCGAGACCUCCACCCACACCCUGUCCCCCAGAAGAAAGCUCAAAUUGUGUUGGCUAAGCAGGAGCCCCCGAAAAAACGAGGUCGCAAAUCUCUGAGCAAAGGCCUGCGGAAAAGUCUCAAGAAGGAUUCCGAUCUUCCGGGUUCUAUCAAGAAGCCGGUUCACCUGGCUAGUUUCGCCUUCAUGGGUUUCCACCGAAGCUCUGCCAGGGAGGCGACAGGCGGUCCUGACCGCAGUUCCCCGGCCCAUGGGGGGACUUCUCGAAGCUCCUUGAGCUCGACAGGAUCCGGCAGAUCGGUCCCGCCGUCCCCUGUCCCACUCAUGAAAUCCAGCCCUGGCAGGAACGUCACUGAAGGAAAACUGUCCGUCUCAAGUCUGGAAUUGUGCAAAUCCAGAGGCGUGGCGGCUUUGAACUUGAACACAUCUAAACAUCACAUCCAAGGAUCCCCCCAGCGCAAUACAAACUCUCCCAGUGUACAAAAGGCCCACGUGCUGCAAAGAAUAACUAAUGCGAAAGCCAUGGCAGCCCAAGCAGCAAAGAACAUUUCGACAAAUCAGCCGCUCAACCUUCUCAACAAAGUAUCGCAGGGUGACAAAUCUCCCGCUUCCAUCCCCGGUUCACCUUUGAGAAACGUCUCACAGCCUGCUCGGAAAAUUAACCAAAACCAGGAGUACAAAACCCCCAUGAGUCCCGCUCCCCCGGGAGGCACCCGGAAGUCCGCCCCCGUCAAAGACAUGACGGAGAUCCAGACCUUUAGAGGAAAGCUGGAGAAAAGCGAUGUUCAUAAAUCCGAGAACCACACAGAAAGGGCGACCUCCAAAGACGGCAAGAUGAGCACAGGCGAGGACGAGAGCAGUUCUGAUUCGGACCGGGACUCGUCGGACGCCGGCCACGAGCGCUUGGCGGUGGGCCACAACCAAGACUGGAAGCCCACCCGCAGUCUGAUUGAACACGUCUUUGUCACCGACGUCACCGCCAACCUGGUCACUGUCACGGUGAAGGAGUCGCCCACCAGCGUGGGAUUCUUCAGCAUCCGCAACUACUGA